UCACUAUACCUUGCUGGCUCUUGCUUCGACACCUACCCAUCUCCAAAGGUAUUUGUGACUUGAUCAAAUAGAAUUAAUGUGAGUUAUUUACUCUUCUUUUAAUGAUUUACCAGGUAACAUGACUGCAGUAUUCCAGAGGAAUGGCCAUACAUUUAGCCUCAGCCUCAGCAUUUUUGAAGCCAAGCUUGGAGUCUUGUCUCCCCUAUAAGAAUGUUCACUGCGACAUCAGAUUGGAUGUGGCAUGGUGGGUUUCAACCGGCUUAUUUUGGGCCAGAGGUAUUGCAGCCUCCCUCCCCUUCCCAGUCUGCUACAGCACAGUUUCGUCCUCAUUGCUUGCCUGCUGCCCUGGAAAGGAAGCCUCUUCAGGAAUGUGCAUGUUUGUGGGCAGAGGGUUUGUGCCAAGUCUUGGUGGUGCUGCUAAGUCUGUGUGAAGGACUCUGGGCUGCGCCACGACCAAAGCCUCUGGACCCUCGGGCUGAGUUUGAUUCAAUUGUCAACCUGGCAAGAAACCUGCUGAGUGAUACCAAGAACCUCUUUAACCACUUUAAAAACCGUUACCCAGCAGAAGGUGAGCACAAGCUGGAAACACUACCGGUUUUGUCCAUGAAUGCGGUGGAACUUGCCAAUAUUCAGGUCUCUGGGGGUCUCGCCCGGCUCAGCUCAGACUUGCAGUGUUACCAGCGCCACUUUGAGUGGCUACGGAAAGCGGCACCACUGCUGCGGCCCAUGGAGCAUGACAUUGGCACUGUGCACAACCGGCUUGACCGCCUUCUUAAAAGACUGGAGCAUCUGAUGACGAAGCUCAGCCUCUCCCGGCCCAAUGACCCUUUGCCAACUCUCCCAGCUCAUGGCACCCACUGGUCUGUCGUUCAGGCAGGACAUGCCAUCGUCCACUCAUUUCACCUUUAUCUAGACUGGGCAGCACGUGUGCUGGUUCUGAUCCGAAACAAGCUGUGAGCUGCAGGAAAACAAAACCACCACGGAUAUUUUGGAAAGCCUCCUUUCGAACCUGGAACUCUUGGAUGCUGCUUCAGCAAAACCUAUGGAGAAGGGUGCAACGAAGUCUAUAAGAUGGGCACCACUGGAUUCCUCCUUUAGGGGAUGCUGCUGGGUGGGAGGAACUGAGACGUUUGGACAGCUCACACCUUCUUACACUGGGUGGCCAUUGUGGAAUAAGUAGGAGCUUCUUUGCUCUUGAAACAACCAUUUCAUCUCAUUCUCCAUAUGAGCUUGAGGUAAUAAUUAGGGAGAGAGUGUUUGUUUUUCUUCCAAAUUUCUCUCCCUUGCAUCAAUGGAACAUUAUAAUCUGGAUGAUAUGCAUUGAUCUGUGUCAUGUAUAAGGGAAUCCUUUAGUGGCAUGUAGUGUGUGGGAUUACUGUUUUAAAAAGAUCAAAAACAUCAUGCUCAUCUUUACUGAUCUUUCCCUGCCGUGUAUAUGAUCGACUCAGUUUCCACUGGGGGAAGAGGCGCUAUGACCAGUAGGCCAAAGUCAUGCCUCCAUCUAGAAUAAUUGUGCUCAAAAACAUUUCCUAGGAUCCUCCAAUAGAACUGGGAAUCCUGUGGGCUUUGGAUGAAGGGAAAAGGAUUCCUUGAAGGGAGGGCAUUUAGACCUCAAAGAGAGGUGACCAGGCAUUCACUAAGCCACAUCCUGAUUUCACAUAGCCCUUAGUUCAGCUAAAAAAAACCUCAGUGCCCUACACAAUUAAUUGGGCUGCACAAGGAUGCUUUGUAAAAAGCUUACCUUAAGCAAGUCACAGUCUCUCAGCCUCUGAGAAAGGCAAGGGCAGUGCCCUCUGAACAAAUCUUGCCAAGAAAACCUCGUGAUACUUUUGCAUUAGGAUUUCCAGAAGUCAGAGACAAUUUGAAGGUACGCAGCACACACACAACAAGAUGGUCUAAGACACCGUCUUAGAAAAGGUACACAUCUUUAAAAAAAGGUAUGCACCAUCCUUCUUACACCCCACCUUUCUUACAAAGGUCUGUGGUACCUAAAGAUGGAACAAGAUUUCUUUAGUGCAAGUCUCAUGCAAACCUACUUCAUUUAGUGCAUGAUAACAACAAUGCUGGAUGCAUCUCUGAUGGUGCUUAGUAUGAGAUUUCCAUACAUUGCCUAAAAUAGCCUCCCUUGACCCUCCAGACGUGUUGGGACUACAAUCCUAAUAUCAUCCAAGCAGGUGGUUUGGGGACUGUGGGGUUGUAGUCCAUCACCUCUGGAGGUCACAAGAUAGAAAAGCCUUAUCUGACAGCAACAGAAAUUAGUUUUUUCCUCCUCAUUCAAUAUUGCAUUUUUCACAUGCGUAUUUAUGCAGGUUUGAUCAUCUGACCAGACAGAUAAUUAAUUAAAACUCCAAAGAGUUUUAAAAUGCCAGAAAAACAUUUCAAAGCAAGUAUUCAGCAGAGUGGGACACUGCUUCCUAACGAGAGUGUAAGAAGUAGAAUUUAGUCUAGACUAUAAAAUUACCUCCAUCCUCCACAACUAAAAACCUUUCACCAGACAAGACAAGCUGUAUUUUCCUUUACCAGCAGUGCCCCCUGGUGGACGAACAUAUUGUCAAACAAGCCAGUUGUUUUAAAAGGCAACAAAAGGAUGCAAAGCAGGAUCAAACCAGGUUCAAAAUAGUUAAUGCUAGAAUGUGUAGUCUAUUUACUGUCCUAAAUUUGGCCAAUGCACGGAUUCAAAAUAUGACCAGUAUCUUCCGCUUUAGAUUUCCAUAUGUGGACUGAGAUAUUUAGUUGUUUUUUUUUUAAUUGCACAUUGAAAUUCAAUCCAUACCAUUCAAUGCAGGGAUAAGCAACCUGUGCUUCGACUGUGGUUCGACUCAGCAGUGAUCAAGUAUGAUGGAAACUGUAGAGCAGCAUUAUCUGACAAACGACAGGAUCCCCACCUCUCUUUCAAUGGCUAGACCUAGCACCCACCCAUCCACCAGUUUCAGAUAUUUAUCAUUAAUAGCUCCUGGAUAUUUAUAAAAUAAACCAUUAGGUUUCUUCCUUAUAAGUUAUUUUUUUAAUUUAUCUGUUCCAAGUCUGGGUUGUUUUAUUAAUUAUUGUUGUUCUUUGA
Sceloporus undulatus (fence lizard) is the source of this 3058-nucleotide messenger RNA. It is a transcript of the gene IL11, whose product is annotated as interleukin 11. The coding region runs from base 211 to 957 and encodes 248 amino acids. Gene Ontology annotation, cellular component: cytoplasm. Gene Ontology annotation, biological process: positive regulation of cell population proliferation; positive regulation of MAPK cascade. The record is from RefSeq and is a predicted model, not a curated record. Lineage: Eukaryota; Metazoa; Chordata; Lepidosauria; Squamata; Phrynosomatidae. The transcript is spliced from 6 exons. Gene Ontology annotation, molecular function: cytokine activity; growth factor activity.